Molecule: messenger RNA, 1310 nt
Organism: Rubroshorea leprosula
Lineage: Eukaryota; Viridiplantae; Streptophyta; Magnoliopsida; Malvales; Dipterocarpaceae
Source: the annotation of a GenBank genome assembly
CAUAGAUGAUUCAAGUAGCUCAAGAGCUAAAUUUCUUGAUGACACUAAAUUUCUUGAUGACACAAUCAGCCAAGGAGGGUCGCAGGAUCUUUAAAGGAUGGAAAGACCUCAAAUUGACAACCUUCCAAAUUCAAAUCAAAUAAAUGAAACUUAUGAGCCACAAUCUGGAGUAGAGGUAGAAAAUGCAUCAAUACCUUCAAGCUCUCUAGAUAUUGAAUCUACAAAUUGUCUUCUUAGAGAGAGAAGUCAAGAUGCAACUAGCAUAAUGGGACAAAACAGAUCACCUUUUCUUCAACAUGAUAUGAUUGAACCAAAGGUAGUUGGAGUCUCACUGCCACCACACAACAGUAGCUCAUCAUCGAUUCAUCCUAUGCAGACUAGAUCUAAAACGGGGAACCAUACGGGACAUGUCAAAACCAAUUUCACAAAGCAUGCUCAAACAAUGAUAACUAAUGAUCCUCCUUCACGUGUUUCAGGUCUUGACAUUCAAGAACCAAAAUCAGUUAAGAGAGCACUUCAAAUACCACAUUGGGUUGCAGCUAUGCGUGACGAGCUAGAUGCCUUGCGGAAAAACAAUACUUGGGAGUUAGUUCCUCGUCCAUCUGAUGCUAACAUUGACAUCAUUACCAAUCUAAGUAAGGAGUUUGCACUCAAAGACUUAGGCCCACUCCAUUACUUCCUUGGUAGAGAGGAGUCUACCACCCCCCGAGAUGCCGAUCUAAUAGAUGCUACAAUGUAUAGAAGCAUUGUAGGAGCACUUCCAUACUUGACCAUCACAAGGAUAGACAUUUGCCAUGUUGUUAAUCGAAGUACUUUGUCUCUUAUUGGGUUCUGUGAUGCUGACUGGGUUGGAUGCUCUAUCACUCGCCGCAGUACUACUGGGUUUUGUAUAUUCCUUGGGGCCAAUUGCAUCUCUUGGUCAUCAAAGAAACAGUCAACAGUGGCUCGCUCAACAGCAGAAGCAGAAUACAGGGCACUUGCCUCCACUGCAGCUGAACUGCUUGAAGUUGCUCCAUCCUCCCACUCCAGCUUGAGGGGGAGUAUGAAGGCCUGUACAACAUAUCAGGAUCAUGAUCCUGCAAACAAGGAAAGUUCUAUGACAAACAAUCAAGAAGGAAAGCAAAAGAAAUCUUCAAUUCAAUGCAGAAACUCUCAAUCAAAGCUGAAAAUAUUCAAUCACAGUAAUGGACUCAAUCACAGCAAGAAUUCACAAUCAAGACUAAUUGCAAUAACUUAGGAUUUUACCGUUGGAUGUAAUUACAUAUAUAUAUCUGUACCAAGUUAGAUUAAAAUACAAGCUCAGUAUUCUU